UACACCAAACAAUCACAACUUUCAAAAGAUAUCUUACUUUAUUUAUGUCUUUUUUCCCAAAACGAUUCACAUCUUCGACGCCACGAUCAAAAAAUGGAAUCAUAUACAUCCACAUUCAUCAUACCGUCUUACUGUGGCUUCAUUCAAACAAUCGACAGGUGAUUAACUACACCAACAAAGGCUGAAGAGAAGCGUUCCAAGAAUGACAAGUUCGAUUUAAGUUCUCGUUACCGCUAUCUUUGAAACCUAACAAAUAUGUAAUUUUUCUUACUGUCAUUUAUCGUCGUUUUUAUUUGCUCAAUGAUUCAUAAUUGCAAGGCGCAGAUAUGAUGAGGCUGUGCUGUAAGGUUAUCUGCAGCUAAAAGAUGGAUGGCUGACUGCUCAUUGAAGUGGGUAUGCCCUGACACAAAAACACAACCGGUUCGAAGAUCAUCAACUUUGCAUCAUUCUCAUAAUUCUUCGGACCUUCCACGCAUUGAAAGGCUUCGAUUUCCUUCCAGAUCCUUUCUUUUGUGUUGAAGACGCAUAAAAGAACGCGGUAUCGCUGCUACAAAAAUGGCAACUCAACAUAUCAUAGCUUCAGCUGCUCAAAACACACAUCUCCUCUCCAUACUUUCACAAACAGAUCAUGCACCCUCCGAUUAUGCCCAAAUAACCCAAUAUCAAUUAUCUGUUGAGAGAAUUGUCCUGGAACAAGAGAAACGGGUCAAAACUUUGGUGGCAGCAAGUGCAAAAGAACAUCAGGACCAUGAAGAAUAUAAAGACUCCACUGUCAAACGUUUAGCCUAUAAAUUAAGUGGCAGAAAACAAAAGUUUAUUGAAAAGGAAGAGAAAGAACAUCGAGAAUGGUUAAACGCAAUUCAAAAUGAAUUGGAAGCCAAACGUCACUUGAGUCAUUUAAAAGACACGCUACAGGAAGCUAAAUCGAAAGCUUCGUCGUUGAAGCCCCUGGUUGAAAAACAUAACGCUGCACAAGCUGAGCUCGAUACUCUUUAUAAUUCCAUAUUUUCAGGGCCGUCACCCGAUUUUCCAACUGAAGAUACGAUGGAGCAUCUUCUUUCUCUCGCCAAAGAUUCAUUCGAUGAGGGACAGCUACAACUUAGUAUUGAGUCCAAUGUCUUAUCAAUCUUGCAAAAUGCUUCAACGAUCAUGCGUCAAUGUGUUGCCGCUCUGGAUAAUGCUCUUCAGUCCUCGAAUAUGGAUGCAUGGGGUGUAGGUGGAGGAUUUGCUGACAUGACGGAACGAUCUUCACUUGCACAAGCUCAAUCUUUCUCUUCUCAAGUAGAGAUGUUAAUUUCCCAAGCGCGACAAAUCCAACCAGCAGUACAACCUUUGGGCCCGAUGAACAUUGCACAAGGGAGCCUAAUGUCUGAUGUUAUCUUUGAUAAUAUCCUCUCUGAUCUCAAAUUCGAUGAAAAGAUUGAGGAGUUAAAACGGCAGUUGGUAGCAGCACGAUCUCGAUUGAUUCAAGAAACGAAACAUAGUAACGAGCGUUUGAUGAGUUUUCGUGUGGAAGUUGGGGAGAGGAAGAAAGUUUUAGAGACGAAACGAAAAGAAAUGCAAGAUGAAAGAGCAGCGGUGUUUGAGAGAGUGGUUGCUCAUGACGGCAUUGCGUAUAAUUCUCAGGAACCGCGGAGUACUGUUCAAGUAGAACACGAUCAAUCAGGUUGGCAGUCCCCAGCACCGCAAUGGGAUAGUCAGCAACAUAUACAUUAUUCGUUGUUUGGAGGAGGCUAUAAGGAACAGUCUAAUCAAUUUGAACCAUACCAUAUCCCACCGGCAGGAACUUAUGACUCUCUGCCUGUCGAUUCAAAUUAUUCUCAGCAGGAUCUAUCGAUGCCCGCUCCUUCAUGGUACACAUCAUGAUAGAUGUGGGCAUUGUUUGACACCAGAAAUACUUUCGUAGUUGGUGAUUACUAGUUUAGGCGUUUGGAAUUUUGUGGGCAUAUACCAGGAUUUACCGGACAUGCAUAUGGUUAGGCGCGGCGAAACAAAGAAUAAUAUUUCUAAAGCCUUUUAUUAAUUUCUCUUACUUAUUAUCCAUUAUUAAAACCU
Molecule: messenger RNA, 2055 nt
Organism: Sclerotinia trifoliorum
Lineage: Eukaryota; Fungi; Ascomycota; Leotiomycetes; Helotiales; Sclerotiniaceae
Source: the annotation of a GenBank genome assembly